GGUAGCGCGCCCUGAGCGCAUGCGCACAGCGCUAAGCAGCUUUCUGUCCCUGCGACGUCGCCGGCGUAACCCUUAACAAAUUAAUGUUAUCGAUUGAAAAACCUAUACGUUACGUUUAAAUAUUAACAUGACACUUAGUUAACAAUAAUUAUGUCGCGUACCGCACGGAAGUUUGUACAAGUGACGAAAUUUUUACUUGCUGGUGUGACUAUAUUCUGUGUGAGUUGGAUGGCAUGUGUCAAUGAAUGGCACUCAGGGGUUCGCUGGAAAGAACACCGUAAUUUACAAGAGAAUCUUUCAACAAUGCGCACCAUUGUUGGAUAUUCGGCAGGCAAACAAGCUGAACUUGACAGACCUUCACCAGAGGCAUGUAGCAGGCUGCCUGCCUUUCCAAAAGUCCCAUUUCUUAACCGAACGUGGUCUCGUGGCAUCCAAGACUCGAUAUGGCAGAGAGUGAAGGGUACAUCUGUGUCUCUCUAUUCUGCUUAUUACGACGAGAGAACACCCCAACGUUACAUUCGCGUACUUGCUGCAUUUCACGGUCGCAACAUAUCAACUGAAAAGUCAUUAUUCUGCCAAACCCGAUCAAUCGACGCCAAUAAUUAUUCCGUAGAAGUUGUCGCAGCAAAACCAUUAGAAAUUUGGUGGACCGAGUGGGAUAAUUCGUCAUCAGACGUAGAAACACCGGUUUUGCUGUCAUGUCCUUUAACAGAACCUCUCACUGAACCUUCGAUUAUAUCUAUCGUCACUGAACCGUGUGAUGAUCCCUCCAAUGGGUUUUAUAUCAGAAAAAAACGUUUUAGCUUACAAUAUGAAAGGACCUUUACAAUAUGCGUAAAGGAUUUAAAAUUUCAAAAUGAUAUUUCUCAAAAAUUAGUUGAAUGGAUUGAAACGAAUAAAUUGCUCGGUGCAGAAAAGAUAGACAUGUAUAUUGACAGUUUAAGCAAAGAGAGUGAAGAUGUUUUGCUUCGUUAUCGCUCUCAAGGCUAUGUACGAUUAUUUCAAAUUCCUAUUAAGUAUAAGAAUGAACGAUCACUAUGGCAAAGAAGGAGAGAUCACAUUAUAUCAUAUAACGACUGCUUAUACAGAAAUAUUAUAGAAUCAAAAUACAUAGUACCACUAGAUAUUGAUGAAAUUUUGCUACCAAAAAUUGCCUACACGUGGUCAGGCCUAUUAAGACGUUUGAAAUAUAAAGGUUGGAAUCCAAAUCAAUAUUCAGCUAUUUUAGUACGAAAUGUUUUCUUUUUUGACUUCAUGCAGGACAUUCAUAAUUAUAAACCAAGUAAACACACAAAUGAGACGAGAAUCUAUAUCAAACGCGAUGACGUUCGGAUAGGAAAUGAACAAAAUUUAGUAUUAAAAGAAAUAGAAUUAAUCGAUGAUACGAGUUACUUUAAGUACAAUUUAAAUGAUGACUAUGAUAAAAUUAAGUAUGGAUCUGAAUGCGAUAAGGACCUACCUAUACCUAAAUUAGCAAGUCAUAUAGUUAGCUCAGCAGUUAUAAGCCCCACAGGACACUAUAGCAAAAGUUUUAUGCUAACAAAAAGAGUGCUGACAGCAUUUAAUCAUUAUCCUUUGGCUAGUCUCGGAACAACAGGCAUAGCUGGAUGGUCGGCGCCCUUUAACGAAGUGCAAAUCAACCAUUACAAGGACUCUUGCAAUACAACGGUUGUGACCGAAUGCGAGCUGUAUGCAAGAAGAGCUCGCGUAGAUCGCUCAGCGCUGCGGCUGAGAAAACCUCUGAUGAAAGCAAUAGCCCUAGCGAUUUGUUCAAAAUUAAAUACUGUAUAA
Vanessa atalanta (red admiral) is the source of this 1791-nucleotide messenger RNA. RefSeq lists its product as uncharacterized. The transcript has 4 exons. The coding region runs from base 151 to 1791 and encodes 546 amino acids. The record is from RefSeq and is a predicted model, not a curated record. NCBI's taxonomy places the organism in Eukaryota, Metazoa, Arthropoda, Insecta, Lepidoptera, Nymphalidae.